This is a messenger RNA of Danio rerio (zebrafish), 864 nucleotides long. NCBI's taxonomy places the organism in Eukaryota, Metazoa, Chordata, Actinopteri, Cypriniformes, Danionidae. The record is from RefSeq and is marked predicted. Gene Ontology annotation, biological process: generation of catalytic spliceosome for second transesterification step.
GUGACCGUCUGUCUAUCCACUCUGUCACGUGACGCCCUGUUGACGGAAAUGCUGCAGGAAUGGCGAGAAACGAAGAAAAACAGCUGGGAAAACUGAACCGACUGUGGUUGCAGAAAGAGAGAGACGAGGGUCGAAUCAAAGAUGUCCAUGAGCCCAGACCAAAGCUUGCAACGUUAAAUUCAGCGGCAGCAGUAAAGAAGUGGAUGCCAAGCAUCAAGAAGGAGAUCAAGUACUAUCUGCAGCAGUCGCAGUUAUCUCACUACCCAGAGAGGAAAAUAGAGGAGUUCCGGUUGCAUAUUGAAGAACUAGAGAGAGAAUACAAACGCUACGUGAAGAAACUGCGCUCUCUAGAUCCUGCCUGCAAACACAAGCCCUGGGAGCCUCGAGCUUAUACCAAGAGGAGACGGGAGACUGUCAGUGGCCCAAACACAUCUAAGAAAACAUGCCUUGACACGCUUGUCAGAGAGGAGGAAGUUAAUGAGGACACGAACUCAGAAGAAAACCACACACUUCUGACUAACGUCCAACAGCUUUGCACACCGUCAGCCUCUGAACCACCAGACCAGGAUGCCCCGUUGUGUUUUGAUCAGUCCCGGCUGGCUGUGGCGGUGGCCAGUUCACGUGUGGCUUUGGCAGGGCAGCAACAGGACACAGGUACGCUGACUCGAGUGCUGUUCUGUGGCCUGCCAAACCUCCACAGCCUCCCGCUCGCACAGACUGCAGCACAGGAGAGAACACAGAAGCUUUCAGAUGCUGAAACACAACAGAGAAAAACAAGACAUUUACUGGGACUCGACUGCUACUCGUCAUCCUCAGAGGAGGAGAUUUAGCAGGCUCAAAUGCAUUUUUGUUUUUGUUAUGUUU